GACUCGGUGGCCGCGGCAGUCCGCGCUCGGCCCUCGGUCCCUCGCGGACCCGACCCUCCCUCCUCGCCGGCCCGGGGAGCCUGGCGCCCGGCCCGGGCCGCACCGCCGGGGCCAGGGACGCGGCCGAGAAAUCCCCAACUGGACAUCCAGAGCACCAUUCUUGUUCGUCCUGAGUCUGGAAUUAGAAGCUACCAAGACUUUGUAAGGCCUGAAAGCGCAAUAAAAGAUAUUUCCUGCUACAGAGAGCACUUUAGGAAAGGAAGGCUUCCCAGUGACCUCUGCCUGCUGUCCAUAAAUUGUUCAUUCCCCCUUCAGUAAUAGCCCACACCCUAGUCAUGUGUUUGAAGAGAGGUGGGAUUUAAGAAGACGCAUCCUGAACUGGCCUGGAGCAUUUUGGGGACAUGCCACAGGCUCUGCCUGCAGUUGAACACAAAGACCUGGAGGAGACUCCCACAUCCUUCAGGGAGAAGAAAGGAGGCAGCGAAGCAGAUUAAAGGAACUUGUGGCUUGUGGCCUUUCUGUGCGGGGGGCCGCCUGCAAGGGGAGCAAAGUGCAUUAAAGCCACCGUGGCGGUUAAUGAGCUGUGAGAUGAGGCGCCGCUGCUGCUGCUGCUGCUGACGCUCAGCUUCCAGAUCCAUCUGCUGCCCUUUGUGCUGCAUGUACAUGUGUCUUUCCAGGCCGUCCGGAGGCGCCCAGAAGAGCAUCCAACACGGCUGCCGGGGAAAGACCGCGCACCAUGCCCACGGAGACGCUGCAGACAGGUAGCAUGGUGAAGCCGGUCAGCCCCGCGGGCACCUUCACGUCGGCCGUGCCCCUGCGCAUCCUCAACAAAGGGCCCGACUACUUCCGCAGGCAGGCCGAGCCCAACCCCAAAAGACUCAGCGCCGUGGAGCGGCUGGAGGCCGACAAGGCCAAGUACGUCAAGAGUCAGGAGGUGAUCAACGCCAAGCAGGAGCCCGUGAAGCCGGCCGUGCUGGCCAAGCCGCCCGUGUGCCCAGCCGCCAAGCGCGCGCUGGGCAGCCCCACGCUCAAGGUGUUCGGCCACCACGCCAAGACCGAGAGCGGCGUGCAGAGGGAGAACCUCAAGCUGGAGAUCCUCAAGAACAUCAUCAACAGCUCGGAGGGCUCCAGCUCGGGCUCGGGCCACAAGCUCGGCGCGCGCAACUGGCCGCCGCACCGCCCGGACGCGCCCGACCUGCACCGGCACUCGUUCGCCGAGUCGCUCAAGGUCUACCCCACGCAGGGCCGCGGCAGCCCCCAGGAGAGCGGCUCCCACGUGGGCAGGAGGCUGCUGGAGCAGUCGGCCGAGUCCUUCCUCCACGUGUCGCACAGCUCCUCGGACAUCCGCAAAGUGACCAGUGUGAAGCCCCUCAAAGCGAUCCCCUGCAGCAGCUCCGCCCCUCCCCUGCCUCCCAAGCCCAAAGUCGCCGCCAUCGCCACCAUGAAGUCCCCCGAAGCCGACCCUGUGGAACCUGCCUGUGGAGUCAGCCGAAGACCCUCCCUCCAGCGGUCCAAGUCAGACUUGAGUGACAGAUAUUUCCGAGUGGACGCGGACGUGGAGAGGUUCUUCAACUACUGUGGCCUGGACCCCGAAGAGCUGGAAAACCUUGGAAUGGAAAAUUUCGCAAGGGCUAAUUCUGACAUAAUAUCCCUCAACUUCCGCAGCGCAAGCAUGAUCAGCUCAGACUGUGAACAGUCUCAGGAUAGUAACAGUGACCUUAGAAAUGAUGACAGUGCCAAUGACCGAGUGCCAUAUGGCAUUUCUGCCAUCGAAAGAAAUGCUAGAAUCAUCAAGUGGUUAUAUAGCAUCAAACAAGCUAGAGAGUCACAGAAGGUCUCCCACGUGUAAGAGACAGUGCUGGAAAGGAGGGAGGGGUGGGUGUCUGUCUGUGCAUAUGCAGUUGUGAAGGUUGUGAGGUCUCCUUGAAGUGUUGUGAGCUUCUCCACUCUUUGUGUUGCUUGUUGUGCAAUGUUUUCCAGUUGCAUGCCUGUCAACAUGGGGACUGACCUGGCUUCCACGUCACCAUCGCUGCAGAGCCUGGCUGAACACACUCAUUUGCCAAAACUUGCAGGCCAGAAUCUAAUUAGGGCUUUGCUCUUAAGCAAAACUGUUUACAUGGAAACGGUAUACGAUUUCUUCAAUAUUUAUGUGGUUCUUGUGUUUUUAUAUCCCACGCUAUUGUGUCUUAAUUAAAAGUUUUAUCAACUGGCUUUUAAGUUGAGAGCAGAAUCUUUUUGAAAUAAAAAGCCACUUUGCCUACAUACGAGAACAUGACCAUGGGAAAAUGAACAAGAUCUGCUACCAAACAGAUAGUGACUGACCCCAAAUAGAACCAGGCUGCGUUUUCUGUGGAAAAAAGUGGUGAGCCUGACGUUAAUCGUUUACGUGUUGAAAUUCUCUUGCCACUUAAUGAGGCAAUCGCUGGGGCAACAGUGCUAUGUUUUGUGUCCAAUUCAGUGUGUAAGUGCUGGUGGGUCUGUGUAAUACCACAAGGAAAGAUGAUCAGAUUCAAUGAAGGAUGAUUGAAUCUAGGAGGUUGGGUGUUUGGGGGUUUUGCUGAUGUUUUGAUGUGGGAUAAUUCAGAAAUUUCUAGUAUUAAUCAUUUGACAGAAAUGGCUACCCUAAAGCUGAUACUGAAUGCCUUUUUUGAAAAAGAAAGUUGCGUUUUGUUUUUGUUUCUGUUUGGGUCAAGAACUCCUAAUUCUGUGGUGUUUCUCUUUCUCGCUGCCUUUGUUGUUGUUUUAUUUGGGAGAGGGGAGAGGGGCUUGUGAAGGUUUGAGCUAUUGGAAGAUAUCAACAAGACGGAAAUACCAACCAUAUCAGUAUAGAGCCUCCCGUUCAAAAGUGAAUACACUUGGUAGCUGACCCAUAUCUGAGCAGUGUGAUUCUGCUGUCUCGCAUGUAGUAUUCUCUCAGGCUGUGGAUCUUUGUUACAGCUCUAGGAAACUGUAGAAACAUGACACUAUGUAGCUUUUCCACCCUGUGGUCUCUAGUGCUGCCUGUCAACUUGUCCCUUUUUCCCCCAGUAACCUAUCUUCCAGGUGGUUUAGUUAGCUGUCACCCAGCUGACAGUGUGGUAUGGUAGCAGAGAGGUAACCAUGCCAUGGUUUGCUUCAUUGAUCUUGUCACACUCUGAAGUUCUCAGCAGCACUAUCUUAGACUUCAUCAACUAAUAGGAAACUUUUUAUGGUGUAAAUUCUGUAAGACUUUGUACAUAUUUCAGUUGUUACAAAAUCUAUUAAAAAAAAAAAAAGAAAAAGAAAAAGUUACGCUAAUAAAUAGC
This is a messenger RNA of Cynocephalus volans (Philippine flying lemur), 3284 nucleotides long. RefSeq names its product family with sequence similarity 110 member B (gene FAM110B). The record is from RefSeq and is a predicted model, not a curated record. Lineage: Eukaryota; Metazoa; Chordata; Mammalia; Dermoptera; Cynocephalidae. The transcript has 5 exons. The coding region runs from base 737 to 1849 and encodes 370 amino acids.